Vigna radiata var. radiata (mung bean) is the source of this 4408-nucleotide messenger RNA. RefSeq names its product phytochrome E. Gene Ontology annotation, biological process: red, far-red light phototransduction; protein-tetrapyrrole linkage; regulation of DNA-templated transcription. NCBI's taxonomy places the organism in Eukaryota, Viridiplantae, Streptophyta, Magnoliopsida, Fabales, Fabaceae. The transcript has 4 exons. The record is from RefSeq and is a predicted model, not a curated record. The coding region runs from base 641 to 4018 and encodes 1125 amino acids. Gene Ontology annotation, molecular function: phosphorelay sensor kinase activity; photoreceptor activity; protein homodimerization activity.
UUACAAGCUGAAAAUUGUUUCUAGAAUUUGAAUUUGUGAAUGGAGGAGAUGCAAUGUUAUGCAGUGACUAAGCAUUAAAAGAAAGAUUUUGCUCCAAAAGAAUAUGAGUCCGAGUCUGCCGCCUACUCCUUCCUCUGUGGUUUUCUUGGAUUGGUGGAAAAAGAUGGAAAAGUAACACUGAAGUGGUGAAGUGAGAAGAUGAAAUUAUAGGAUCUUGUCUUUUUGACAAAUAAACUAAGUGAAGAUUUCCAAGUUAACCAAUUUGUGAAUGUUUUCCUAGAAUUACUGUCGAAACUGGCUGGCUAAGGAAUUUGUGCUUAGUUAUUAUGUCUUUGGCAGUAAAAGUAAGAGAGGGUAGAAAUAAGCUUGAGUUGGACUGAACGAAAACAACAUAGGAGAGACAUUAAGUGGGAGGUGCACAUCAUAGGGCAAUUCCUUGUCGGUUUAACACAACAGAAGAACAAUGCACUUUGAAUAAAAACUAUCUUCUCAAUUUUUCGAGUUGAGGGUAUCUAAUAUGUUUGUGUAUAUAUCUCCUUCACAAACCACACAGUAAAAAAGCUGGAAUCAAACUGGUUUCAUAGAAGGUGCAAUACAAGGUGAGCAAACACAUUUGGCUUUUUGUCAAACAGCCUUGAAAAUGAGCUAUGGAAGCAGAGGGAAGCUGAAAGAUACAAGCUUGAGCACAUCAGCUGAAAGCAACAUGAACAGCAGGAGGGACAAGAUACUGGCUCAGUACAGUGCAGAUGCUGAGAUUCUGGCUGAGUUUGAGCAGUCUGGUGUGUCUGGAAAAUCAUUUGACUACUCCAGGAUGGUCCUUGAUCCUCCCAGGUUAGUGUCUGGAGAAAAAAUGACUGCAUAUCUGUCCAAAAUCCAAAGGGGUGGCCUUAUCCAACCCUUUGGUUGUAUGCUUGCAAUUGAGGAACCCACUUUUAGGAUCAUUGGGUACAGUGAGAAUUGCUUUCAGUUGUUGGGUUUGGAGCGGCAAAUUGACUCUAACAUGUUAAUAAAUUUGAUUGGGGUUGAUGCAACGACCCUUUUCACUCCACCUUCUGGGGCUUCCCUAGCUAAAGCUGUGGCUUCCAGGGAAAUUUCUCUUCUGAACCCGAUUUGGGUCUAUGCAAGGACAACCCAGAAGCCAUUUUAUGCCAUACUACAUAGGAUCGAUGUUGGGGUUGUGAUUGAUUUGGAGCCAGCGCGGAUGAGUGAUCCGGCAUUGUCACUUGCCGGGGCAGUUCAAUCCCAGAAGCUGGCUGUGAGGGCUAUUUCAAGGCUGCAAUCUCUUCCUGGGGAAGAUAUUGGCUUGCUGUGUGACACAGUUGUUGAGGAAGUGCAGAAGCUUACCGGAUAUGACAGGGUAAUGGUUUAUAAGUUUCAUGAGGAUGAUCAUGGUGAGGUUGUAGCUGAGAUUAGGAGGUCAGAUUUGGAGCCUUACCUGGGUUUACAUUAUCCUGCAACAGAUAUCCCUCAAGCUUCUCGCUUCUUGUUCAAGCAAAACCGGGUUAGGAUUAUUUGUGAUUGCCAUGCAAAGCCAGUUAAGGUCAUUCAGAGUGAAGAAUUAAGGCAACCUCUUUGCUUGGUGAAUUCAACACUUAGGUUACCACAUGGUUGUCACACACAGUACAUGGCCAACAUGGGAUCAAUUGCCUCUCUGGUGAUGGCAAUUAUAGUCAAUGGAAAGAAUGAAACAAGGCUUUGGGGUUUGCUAGUUUGUCAUCACACUUCACCACGAUUUGUUUCUUUCCCGGUUCGCUAUGCUUGUGAGUUCCUAAUGCAGGCUUUUGGACUGCAACUUUAUAUGGAGAUUCAAUUGGCAUCACAAAUGGCAGAAAAGAGAAUGCUUAAAACUCAAACCUUACUGUGUGACAUGCUCCUUCGUGAUGCACCAUUCGGCAUUGUGACUCAGUCUCCAAGUAUCAUGGAUCUUGUGAAGUGUGAUGGAGCUGCCUUAUUUUAUGAUGGAAAUUGCUGGUUGUUAGGUACAUCCCCAACUGAAGCACAGGUAAAAGACAUUGCAGAAUGGCUACUUAGUAAUCAUGGGGAUUCAACAGGUUUGACAACAGAUAGUUUAGCUGAUGCUGGUUAUCCAGGUGCUGCUUCACUGGGUGAUGCGGUUUGUGGCAUGGCCACGGCAAGAAUCAAUUCAAAACAUUUCUUGUUCUGGUUCAGGUCUCACACUGCUAAGGAAGUCAGAUGGGGAGGAGCGAAGCACCAUCCAGAGGAUAGGGAUGAUGGAGGAAAAAUGAACCCAAGAUCAUCAUUCAAAGCUUUUCUUGAAGUAGUCAAAAGCAAAAGUUUGCCUUGGGAAGUGUCAGAAAUCAAUGCUAUUCACUCAUUACAACUAAUGAUAAGAGAUUCUUUCCAGGACACUGAGAUAACCGGUCCAAAGACUUCAAACUAUGUGCAGAAAACUGACACUUCAACUGGAGCGAUGGAUGAACUCAGUUCAGUAGCACUUGAAAUGGUGAGAUUAAUCGAGACUGCAACAGUUCCGAUUUUCGGGGUUGAUUCAGAUGGGGUAAUCAAUGGAUGGAAUUCAAAGAUUGCUGAACUGACAGGUCUACAAGGCAGUGAAGCUAUGGGGAAAUCCAUGGUAAAUGAAAUUAUACAUGCGGACUCAUGUGACACUUUUAAAAAUACUCUAAGCAGAGCCUUGCAAGUUUUUGCAGGAGAGGAGGACAAAAGUGUUGAGUUGAAAAUAAAGCACUUUGGGAUUCAACAGCAACAGAAAGUUGUAUAUCUCAUGGUCAAUGCUUGCACUAGUAGGGACUACACAGAUUCUGUUGUUGGGGUAUGCUUUGUAGGUAAAGACAUCACUUAUGAGAAAAUGGUUCAAGAUAAAUUCAUCAAGUUGGAAGGUGAUUACAAAACAAUCGUGCAAAGUCUCAGUCCACUUAUUCCACCCAUAUUUUCUUCUGACGAGAGUGCAUGCUGUUCUGAAUGGAAUGCAGCCAUGGAAAGACUAACAGGUUGGAAAAGAGAUGAAGUCAUAGGAAAAUUGCUUCCUGGUGAAAUAUUUGGAAGUUUUUGUCGACUAAAAGGUCAAGAUACCCUGACUAAUUUUAUGAUUUUAAUAUACCGUGGAAUAAGUGGUCAAGAUUCUGAGAAGUUACCAUUUGGAUUUUUUGAUAGAAAUGGAGAAUUUGUUGAGAGUUAUAUAACAGCAAACAAGAGAAUUGAUGCUGGUGGGAAUAUACUUGGCUGUUUUUGCUUCAUGCAGGUUGUAACACCAGACCUGAAUCACUCCUCUGAAGAACACAAGCCAAGAGGCAGAGAAAACAUUUCUGAAUCCGAAGAGUUGGCUUAUAUACUACAAGAGAUGAAGAAACCUUUAAAUGGCAUACGAUUCACGCACAAACUUUUGGAAAGUACAACUGUUUCAGAAAACCAAAAACAAUUUCUUGACACCAGUGAUGCAUGUGAAAGACAAAUCAUGGCAAUUAUUGAGGAUACAAAUUUAGGAAGUAUUAAUGAAGGCAGCACUUUGCAGCUAAACAUGGAAGAAUUUGUUCUGGGAAAUAUUUUAGAUGCCAUUGUCAGUCAAGUCAUGAUAUUGAUAAGAGAAAAGAACUUGCAACUGUUUCAUGAAAUUCCUGAUGAAAUAAAAGUGCUUUCUUUAUAUGGUGACCAAAUUAGGCUUCAGGUGGUCUUGUCUGACUUUUUGCUUAAUGUAGUCAGACAUACACCAUCUCCAAAUGGCUGGGUAGAAAUCAAGAUUUCACCUGGUUUAAAGAUAAUACAGGAUGGCAAUGAGUUUAUCCAUCUGAAGUUCAGAAUGACCCAUUCUGGUCAAGGUCUUCCUUCAGAUGUUCUUCAUGAUAUGUUUGAAGGAGGGAAUCAAUGGAAUACGCAGGAAGGUCUAGGACUAUACAUGUCCAAAAAAAUCCUCAGUAGGAUGAGUGGUCAUGUCCACUACGUAAGAGAACAAAAUAAGUGUUAUUUUCUCAUUGAUCUUGACAUUAGAACAAGAAAAGAAAGGCAAAAGAGUUUGCAUGCAGAGACAAGCAUGUUAAGCUAGUUUUUUUCUCUUGAUGCUCUUACUAGUGAAAGGGGUGUGAAGGGUGGUUUGCAAAGAGAGGUCUCUAAUCUUGCUUUGAAGCUUGGCAGAUAUAUGGCAACUGCUCAUGUCAACACUGGUAUAUCAUCCUAUUACACUACAAGGAAGUUUAUGCUUAUAUAUAUAUAUUAGAUACAUACACACCCCUUUUUUAGUUUGGCUUAAAAAUAUUACAGUAACACAGUAGAAUGCUGAGAGGAAUUUUGAACAUUGUAUGACCCUUCCUCCAGGGAUAAGUAUGGCUAAUGAUUGCUUGUAAUAGUAAUAUUUUAUGUAUAAAUAAGAAGCAAUCAUGCAGUAUUGCCCUGCAGAUUUGGUUACUGCAUGCAGAUGCACUUUACUUUGUUUUCC